Molecule: messenger RNA, 2097 nt
Organism: Tupaia belangeri chinensis (Chinese tree shrew)
Lineage: Eukaryota; Metazoa; Chordata; Mammalia; Scandentia; Tupaiidae
Product: cation channel sperm-associated protein 1-like
Exons: 9
Biological process (GO): calcium ion transport; spermatogenesis; regulation of cilium beat frequency involved in ciliary motility
Cellular component (GO): CatSper complex; membrane
Molecular function (GO): calcium-activated cation channel activity; voltage-gated calcium channel activity
Source: RefSeq, a predicted model, not a curated record
GUUCUCAGCAUAGUCACGGAUCAACCCGCAAUGUCUGAAAAGGCUCAAAAUGAGGCAGACACCAAGGACUUGGAUAUCUUCUCUCAUCCCCACUCAGCAUCCCCACACUACAGGCCAGGCCAUAGUGAGUUCCAUAAUCAUGGGGUAUCCCACCACCAUGAUGAGCCCUACCAUCGCAAGUUCCAAGACUUCCAUGACAAUGCCAUCCCCCACCAUUCUCACCAAUCCCAUCACAACAGUGUGGCCUACCAUGGCAGAAACAACCAUACUUCAUCCUCUGGUCUGGCUUCCUCCCAAGGCAAUGUCUUUUCUCACCAUUCAUAUGAUGAGGGACACUUUGAAGAUGAGCACCACCAAGGUAACAGGAUGCAUCUUGGUGGGACCCAACACUCUGGGAGACCCCACCACCAUGGGCAAGCCCAGCACCAUAUUGAACCUUCACAUCAUGGGAAGGUCCAUCAGCCUACUGAGCCCUUCCACCAAGGUGUGCCUCACCACCAUGGAAGGCCUCAGCACAACAGAGAGCAUCCCCACCAUGGUGGGUAUCAACACACUGAUCAUUAUCACCGUGCUGGGUCAUACAACCCCUCUGAGGAUAUUCACCAUGAUGGGCUCCACCAUGACUACUUCCAUCAUCAGGACUCUCACCACCAAGGAAGGCCUAUUCAUCACAGAGAUGCUUCCCCUGAUUCCUCUCUGGGGUCCUACCACCCUAGCAGACCUCAUCAUUAUGACAUCCACAACCACAGAAGGCCUGUUCAUCAUGGAGAUAGCAUCUCCCAUUAUCCCUCUGGUACAACUCGCUACCAAGGCGAGUAUCUUCAUGGUGAGCAACACCACCACAAGCACCACCAUGGCCAACACCACCAUGGUCCUGGUGGUGGUCACCAUAGUAUGCGUCAUCAAGAUUAUUUCCAUGGUGAUCCUCACCACAGGGAGUACCAUUGGUACACCUCCCAGGAAUUCAUCCCAUAUAGAUCUCCAAGCAUGACUCACUACCUUGGCCCUGCUGUUUCCCAUAUAGCACCCUUCCAAUCUCACAUAGCUCACAGCAAGAUUUCAGUUUACAGUGCGACUCCAUCCCACAUUGCAAGUCACUCACAUGACUCUCAAAGCACCAUCAAAGUCCAUCCCCAACAAAUGAGUUCCAAAGGCUCAAGGAUCUGGGAUGAAGAUGAGCAACUGCAGAAGCGCAAAACAGGUCGAGCACAGAGGACCCACAAGAAGCUGCACUCUUUGAACUUCUUUGAAUGGCUAUGGGAAAAAUUAACCAUCCUCUUUCGGGGCCUCCGGAUCAUGCUCCGGAAGCUGAUCCAGUCCCUGGCCUUUGAAGCCUUCAUCUUCUUCAUCAUCUGCCUCAACACCAUCAUGCUCGUGGCCCAGACCUUCGCAGAAGUGGAGGUCCGGGGAGAGUGGUACUUCAUGGCCCUGGACUCCAUCUUCUUCUGCAUCUACGCAGUGGAAGCCGUGCUCAAGAUCAUCGCCCUAGGCCUCGGGUACUUUUAUGAUGCCUGGAACAAUCUGGACUUCUUCAUCAUGAUUAUGGCUCUCGUGGACUUCGUGCUCAUGCAGAUGAAUUCCUUCUCCUUCUCCUUCUACAACCAAAGCCUCUUCCGCAUCCUUAAGGUCUUCAAGAGCCUGCGGGCCCUGAGGGCCAUCCGGGUCUUGCGAAGGCUCAGAAUCCUGACCAGCCUGCAAGAAGUGACAGGAACCUUGGCCCGGACCUUGCCAUCUAUCACAGCCAUCCUCAUCCUCAUGUUUACCUGUCUUUUCCUCUUCUCCGUGGUCCUCCGAGCACUCUUCCGCAGAUCUGACCCCAAGCGCUUCCAGAAUAUCUUCACCACUAUCUUCACCCUCUUCACCUUGCUCACCCUGGAUGACUGGUCCCUCAUCUACAUGGACAGCCGGGCCCAGGGGGCCUGGUACAUCAUUCCCAUCCUCAUGAUUUACAUCAUCAUCCAGUACUUCAUCUUCCUCAACCUGGUGAUUGCUGUCCUGGUGGACAACUUCCAGAUGGCACUGCUCAAAGGCCUGGAGAAAGUGAAGCAGGAGAGGGCUGCCCGAAUCAACGAGAAGCUGCUGGAGGACUCGCUGACC